CCUACCCAGAAGUACCGUCCGUCAUCAUCAUCAUCAUCAUUUGUACCAGGCAUCAAGAACCACAUGCUCUUACACCAUCGCCUCCCGCUGCUAUUGUCACCAUCUCGUGAGUUGUGCACACUAUCUAUACACCAUCUCCUCAAACCGACGGCUGUGCCCUGUACCACAAUUGUCGAUGAUGUCGCUUCUCCAACCUCUUGGCUGUUACCCGUGAAGACGCUCCGACGCCUCUACAUCUGAAGAUACAGACCUACACUCCAUCUCGAGGUCGAAAUGGCUCCAGGUGGUACUGGUGAGAAGUUCACCACUGCGGUCACUAUCGUUUCUGGCGUAUUCUCAUUAGCGGCCACUCUUCUUUCCAUCGUCUCGAUAUGGUUUCAACUGAAGAAUUAUCGAAAGCCACUUCUACAGCGCUAUGUCGUCCGUAUAUUGCUCAUGGUUCCCAUCUAUUCCAUUAGCUCCUGGGUCAGCAUGGUGUCACUCAAGGCCGCCGCAUUUCUUGACCCUAUCCGAGAUAUAUACGAGGCGUUUACGAUCUACACGUUCUUUCAACUCCUCAUCAACUAUCUGGAUGGCGAACGAGCCCUUAUUAUAAUGACGCAUGGCCGCGCCCCGGUUCAUCAUUUGUGGCCUUUGAACCACGUUUUACCCAAAGUCGAUAUCUCCGAUCCGUACACGUUCUUAGCCAUUAAGCGAGGCAUUCUUCAAUAUGCCUGGCUCAAACCGAUUUUAGCUCUUACCGCUAUCAUUAUGAAGGCGACUGAUACGUACAAAGAAAUGUAUAUUAGCCUGUCGUCUGGCUAUAUGUGGAGUUCCAUCAUCUAUAAUAUCAGUGUCACCGUCAGCCUCUACUCGCUGGGUUUGUUCUGGGUCUGCAUGCACGACGAUCUAAUGCCAUUUCGACCAGUGCCCAAGUUUCUUUGCAUUAAGCUUAUUAUCUUUGCUUCCUAUUGGCAGGGCUUCCUACUUUCUAUUCUGGUGUGGCUCGGAGCCAUCCCGGACGACGUACCAGACUACACCCAGGACAAUCUAGCGGCUGCUAUUCAAGAUGCCUUAAUUUGUGUUGAAAUGCCGAUUUUUGCCAUAGCGCAUUGGUAUGCCUUCUCGUGGCACGACUACGCUAACAAUACCGUUUCCUCGGCGAGAAUGCCAGUUAAGUACGCCUUGAGAGACUCAUUUGGUGUUAUAGAUCUCAUCGAAGACUCCAAGGAUACCUUUAGAGGUGACAAUUACAGCUAUCGUGUGUUUGAUUCUAGCGGAAAGAUCAUUGCCCAUGAAGAUUCGAGCUCUCGAUUCGCUCGGCUCAAAGACGGCAUGAGAUACAAGCGGGGUGGAGAGGCUAAAUACUGGAUUCCAAAACCUGGUGAGGUGCGAGGGGAAUUGAAUGCAAAUACUCCUCUCUUGAAUUCCAACGGAGGACCAAGCGGUAGUAACGGCCCCUCAAAUUAUACGGACGGUUCCGUUCCAGAAGUUUCAUUAGACCCUGAUGAGGAAAGCCUAUACAGUAAAGCGAGAGAACUAGAGUUUGGUGACUGGAAUUAUCCCGUGAUCACCGCGAAUAUACCAAGCAGGGAUCUCUGGGUGUCUUCAGAACCACGAGUAUAUCAAUCUAGGACUGGCGCCUGGAAUGCCUCAAGAUCCUCAUCGUCAAUAAGCGUGUCCAACAAGCCACCAGCCUUGAAGACAGCAAGCAGGACAAGUUCAGAGUCGAUCGAGACCCAAGACAAAAAGGGGAAACGAAAGCAGUCAAAACCACAGGUUGCUUCUCCUCCAGAACCAACAGUACAAGUUGCCCAAGAGUCUCAAAGUAAAGGGCCACUUGGUGCACCAGUACUUAGCACAAGUGAGCCUCAGAUAUUGGAGGAAGAGGCAGAAGAAGACGACUUGACGGACGAAGUUUCCGAUCAAGACGGACCGAGCCCUGUAUAUACAACGGGGCAAGAAGACGAAUUCCGUAAUGUUUGGGGGCACGAGCAUUUGUAAAUCAUUGUAGCAGAUUUGGUUCAUUUCUUGUUACCUCAUUACUAGAUACCCCGGUACAGUUCAAGCUUUUCUUGUGCAUACGGCUAUUUUUCAUGUACACGUUUUGGUAGCGGUUCAUAAAAAUUACUUGCUCAAAUCACGAAUCUUGUCUCACCCUUGUCAAUGCAUGCAGUUGAGGGAUCUAAGCCAGAUUUUUCUGUUAUUUCAUUGGUUGAAGGUACCAGGCUUCAGUGUUCAACGUUCCGGUCAGGGUC
Xylaria bambusicola is the source of this 2237-nucleotide messenger RNA. Its product is annotated as DUF300 domain protein. The transcript has 6 exons. Gene Ontology annotation, biological process: transport. Gene Ontology annotation, molecular function: transporter activity. The coding region runs from base 274 to 1983 and encodes 569 amino acids. NCBI's taxonomy places the organism in Eukaryota, Fungi, Ascomycota, Sordariomycetes, Xylariales, Xylariaceae. The record is from RefSeq and is a predicted model, not a curated record.